Messenger RNA from Chanos chanos (milkfish), 1329 nucleotides. RefSeq names its product leucine rich repeat containing 75A (gene lrrc75a). The record is from RefSeq and is a predicted model, not a curated record. Bases 1 to 1329 code for a protein of 442 amino acids. The transcript has 4 exons. NCBI's taxonomy places the organism in Eukaryota, Metazoa, Chordata, Actinopteri, Gonorynchiformes, Chanidae.
AUGGGAGCGAAACAAACCAAAGGCGCACAAGAGGCUGGUCCAAGUCCUCAGCACGGAGGAUGGAGGCGGACACCGACGAAGGAACGAGGCGACAUAUUUGCCUCGUUUAUGUUGAGGUCAGGGGACCGCUUGAGCCGUGGCGGGACCCCUCCUCCCUACCAGCGACGCGUAGGAAUGAUCCAGGAGAUGAUGCACAUGGCAAAACAAGGGAAACAGGACGAAGCCACGGAGAUGUUAAAGACACUUCGACAGGACCUGGGAAUGGAGUCGACCUCUCUGGAUGAUGUUCUCUAUCGUUACGCCAGUUUCCGCAACCUCGUGGAUCCCAUCACACAUGACCUCAUCAUCAGCCUGGCCAGAUACAUCCACUGCCCCAAGACGGAGGGGGAUGCUCUGGGUGCUAUGGAGAAAGUAUGCAGGCAGCUGACUUACCACUUGAGCCCACAUUCACAGUGGAGAAGACAGGGCCUACUGAAGAGGAAGCCACAGGCCUGUCUGAAAGCUGUUCUCUCUGGUCCUCCUGCGGGCGGAGCCUUAGACCUUUCUGGAAUCCCAUUGGGUGUGAGGGACAUGGAGCGUUUGUGUGCCUACCUGCAGCGCCACGCAUCUCGUAUCUGCAGCCUGGAGCUUGGCUUCACUGAGCUAACCGACGAGGCCUUUCUGCUCCUGCUGCCCACACUGGCGGCUCUUCCUUGCCUGGAGACACUGGCGCUCAACGGUAACCGGCUGACGCGUGCCGUACUCAAAGAACUUACAGACACGCUCAAGGACCCCGACAGCUUCCCUAGCGUCACCUGGAUUGACCUGGGAAACAAUGUGGACAUCUUCUCUCUCCCACAGCCUUUCCUGGUAAGCUUACGCAAGCGCUGCCCAAAGCAGGGUAACUUACCCACAAUCCUCGAGUUUGGCGAGAGCCAAGCCAGCGAACCAGAAGGCCGCCUGGAGGAAGAGGAUGAAGCAGAUGACACAAACAGGACAGAGAGCACGGGAGAGCUUCGCUCCGAGGUUGAAGGAGAGAUGGACGGAGAGAUGGAGAUUGAGGAGAUGAUGGAGGAGCUGCUGGACUUUGACAGGGAAAUACAGGGCAAGGAUGAGUUGGAGGAGGACAGCCUGUGGACCUUGGAGGAGCAGAGGAAUGUAAGAGCACAGUACAGAGAACAGACAAAAUCCAAGAUGGCAAUGAAGGCAGAAGGUGAAGAUGACACCCAGAGUCAGUCUUCACAGCUGUCCUGUUCCAGUCAGUCCCAUCACUCCUCUGGAGCUUUUGAAGAACCUCUCGGAGACGAGACCGUGGAACAGAUAUCACGACAUUCAGACAACAUGACCUGA